Messenger RNA from Capsicum annuum, 2333 nucleotides. Its product is annotated as putative wall-associated receptor kinase-like 16. The transcript has 8 exons. Bases 209 to 2002 code for a protein of 597 amino acids. The record is from RefSeq and is a predicted model, not a curated record. Lineage: Eukaryota; Viridiplantae; Streptophyta; Magnoliopsida; Solanales; Solanaceae. Gene Ontology annotation, biological process: protein phosphorylation. Gene Ontology annotation, molecular function: protein kinase activity; ATP binding.
UGUAAUUAGGAAUAUGUUAACGUUAAUUUUCAGUUUUUCUUUAUUGAGUCUAUAUCAAUCUAGUUGUCAGUGAAGUGACUGUUUGAUGUUCAAUCGCAGACGAUGGAUGAAUGUCGUCCUGAUCAACUCAGAGAUAUGGAAUAAGAGUGGCUAGUUUACAUAUUCAUAUCAUCUAGAGUUAGUAACUAUUUGUAAUCAAUUACGAAAGAUGUUUGCUGUAGUCAUCAAGGCAGUCUUCUUUUUCCAACUAUGUGCUAGUUUUGCUGAUUUCACCUCUGCUUCUCCCGAAGACUCAGAUUGUGGGCUGAACUUCACGUCAUCUCCAUACAAACCAAGCGGUGAAUGCGUUGCAGCUGAUCAAGAAAGCAUCCAUGAAUGGGACAGUUUUCCCACCACAAGAUGCUGCCAAAAUGCCCUCAACUUCUUCUCACAGGCAUUGGCCAAACAAGCAAUUCAACAAGGGAACCUGUUCCUCAAGAGAGAUCAAUGGGGACACUGCGCCUCUGGACCCUUUGCACACCAACCCUCUGUUUCCAUCAAUAAAUGUGGACUUGAUUCCCUCUAUCAUGAAAGCAGCCAAUGUUCUAGCCUUUCUUUGACAAAAAUUGUGCAGAAUCAGAAUUUUAAGGAUGUCAGGGACAACUGUUCAGGUUUCAGUUCCUUCAGAUUUGAUGAUGCUUGCAGGCAUUGCACGAGUGCCAUCAAAUCUUCAAGGGAUCAUUUGUUGGAUCAGUUUAAUGCCAAAGGUAAUGAUACUGAGAGAGCUAUUUGUCUUGUGGCUGUUGUCAUUUCAGUUGCUAGCACACAAUUAAAUGCUCCCUCUUUAAUGGAUGAUUUCUUCAGCUGUUUGCCAGCAUUAAAUACUUUAGAUAAGUCAAGUGAUGAUUACAUUAAAAUCAAGUAUUCUUUAGCGAAAGCAUUAAUUGCAAUCGUUUUAGCAACAUUUGGGAUGAUGAUGGUGAUCUUUCUUGUUAAGUAUGUCACAAGAAACACUAGGGCUGGACGAAAGCUUCUUAUUUCAAAGCCAAAGGAGUUUGCUUCUUGUCCAGGGCUAUAUAGUUUCUCAAAAGCUGAAAUUGAGAACGCGAUAAAUUUUGGGGAUGAGAAGAAAUUCCUGGGACGUGGUAGUGCAGGGCAAGUUUUCAACGGGGUUCUUCCCAGUGGACAAGUAGUUGCUAUCAAGCAGAUAUAUAGAAGUAAUACAUCCGAUUCUUUCAGCAGAGAACUCGAGAAUCUUUCAAGAGUUAGACAUCCCAAUCUUGUUUGCCUCUUUGGAUGUUGCAUUGAAGAUGGCGAAAAAUAUUUAGUCUAUGAGUAUUGCUCUGCUGGAAAUCUAGCUCAACAUCUUAUGAGGAAAGACCGGGUCCUAAGUUGGGAACAAAGAGUAAAUAUCUUAAGAGAUUGUGCACUUGCAUUGAGAUAUCUCCACAACUACAUAGAUGGUUGUAUUGUUCACAGGGAUAUUAAGCUUACAAAUAUCCUUUUAACAGAGGAAUUGGGAGCAAAGCUAUCAGAUUUUGGGUUAGCAAAAAUGUUGGGAAUGGAAGAAAGCAAAGUGUUUACAGAUGUACGAGGGACAAUAGGUUAUAUGGAUCCAGAAUAUAUGAGUAACGCAAAGUUGACCUGUGCAAGUGACAUUUAUAGCUUUGGUAUAGUAGCUUUACAGGUUCUUUCUGGCCAGAAAGUCGUUGAACUUGAUUUGGAUGCCAGAGACCAACUAACAAGAAAAGCAAAGGAUGUGAGCAUGGGUAAACGGGGACUAAAAGAUUUAGAGGACCCGCGGUUAAAAGGUGAAGUAAACAGUGUGGAUUUCGAGUCCAUACUUCAAAUUGCAGUGCUCUGUGUUGCCAAAUCAAGCAAAGGUCGUCCAACUAUCGAUGUUGUCUUCGAGGAGAUAGACAAAGUCUGGAAAAACACAUCAUCUGACAAGAAAGCGGCAGAACAAAGUACAUUAGCUGCAUUGCGGAGAUCCCAUUCAGUUGGUCAUGUUAUUCCAGUCUGAAAUGUGACACCGAAGUAUCUUUGCUUUGAAGGCUUAGUUAUUCUGUUGGGAGCAACUCACUUUUCAUUUUGCCUUUUUAAGAUCGAUUGACGUGCAGCUAGCAAGGCUGCUUCCUGUUUGUGAAACCACUUUUUGGUUCUUCAGAACAUUUGUGAUUAGUUGUAUUAUAUGGAUGUAAAAUUAUGAUAAGAAUGAUUCCACUAUUGUUGUCUGUUGUACAGAACACUCUUGAUUUUUCACUAUCUAGGACUCGUCACCUGUCGUACUAGAAUUUUGUUUCCUAUGUAGUUACUGUUUGUCUAUUAGUCUAGGACCCCGAUGUAUAUAAAUA